Patiria miniata (bat star) is the source of this 5906-nucleotide messenger RNA. RefSeq names its product deleted in malignant brain tumors 1 protein-like. The coding region runs from base 345 to 3482 and encodes 1045 amino acids. Lineage: Eukaryota; Metazoa; Echinodermata; Asteroidea; Valvatida; Asterinidae. The transcript has 12 exons. Gene Ontology annotation, cellular component: membrane. The record is from RefSeq and is a predicted model, not a curated record.
CCAGACUAGGGUAAUGUGUCUAGUCUGAGUCAAGGCUAGCGUCUACACAUUAUCGGCAAUGACACAAAGGCCUGCAAUGAACAUGAUGAAUGUAAUUUCAGUUAGAAUAGGGUGGAAACUGUCGCGUGCAUACACAUCAUUAUGAUCACGGGAUGGGCUAGGCUAGGAGUAGAACUGUAUGACUAGGACUAGGAGCUGAAUUAUCACAUGUCGUGCGUAUGGUAAUUAUUUGUAUACGUCAGGCGCCGGUAGACAGUCUGCAAGUACGUGGCGGUUAAGAAGUCUUUCUGUCUUUGCUGUUACUAAGUAUCAUUCCAGUAGAUGAUCAUUGGAUUGCUCUCACAAUGGAAAAACUGACUCUCUUGCCUGCUGUCGUGCUGUUGAUGUGCUCAGUGUCGGUCUCUAUCAGUGCUGCACAGGGACCCCAAGAACAUGAUCUGCGGUUGGUAAACGGCCCAACCAGCAUGGAAGGACGACUGGAAAUCUUCUUCCAGGGCGAAUGGAGACCAGUCAGCGAUGAAGAUGUUAAGAUAGAGGAAGCGUCUGUGGUGUGUCGUCAACUUGGAUUCCUCUAUGCAGUGGAAGUCAAGUCCUUUGGGCCUGGUUCAGGAGUGGUAGUCAUUAAAGACUUGAAUUGUAACGGCAAUGAGGCCAGUAUUCUGGACUGUUAUCAUGAUGUGCUGGGCAAGUCCCCAUAUUUGCGAGAUAGAGUUGGGGUCAACUGCAGCAAUGUUCUCACUACAGAGGUGCCAACAACUUACGCUCCUGAUAUUACAGCACUCCUAAACAAUGGCAAAUUCCGACUGGUCGAUGGACCUGAUCCCUACCAAGGCCGUGUGGAGGUAUUCCGCGGCAAAGCCCUAGCCUGGAUGCCUAUCUGCAACGUGGACUGGGACUUCACCAGAGCUUCGUUUGUUUGUGAGAAGCUGGGCUUCCGACCCGCUACAGUAGCUGGGACAGGCAACUACGGCCCCGGGGCUGGACAGAUAGCCAACUGCUCGGCUGCAGCAUUUGAUUAUGAUCGCAUUGAUAUUGACCAGGACAGCUGUAGAAUUGUCAAUGAAAGUGAUGCAGUCGGUGAAUGCUCUCAUGAUACGGCAGUAGACGUGACCUGCAGUGGUACAGAGCCAGGCACACAGGAUUAUCUCCGGUUCGUUGGUGGAUCUCAACAAUCUGAAGGUCGUGUGGAAAUCUACAACGACAACGUGUGGAAGGGGCUGUGUUCAGACGACUGGACCAUGGCAGAGGCCCAGGUUUCCUGUCGGCAACAGGGCUUGCCACCUCCUCAAGAGGUGGUCUCAGGUGGGACGUUUGGAAGCAGCAAGGCUGGCGAUAUCCUGCAGGUUUCGCUGGACUGUACCGGGCAGGAGUUUAGUCUGGCAACGUGCCCUCAGAUGGCGAGGCAGACACUGUGUGCUAGUGGUGAUGCUGCAGUUCGGUGUGGUGAACCAAGUGAAGCUCAAGAAUUUGAUCUACGGCUUGCCAAUGGCGGAACCACUUGGGAAGGCCGAGUGGAGAUGUUUUACCAAGGGGAGUGGGGAACCAUUUGUCAUCCACGCUGGGUGGUCUUUCAUGAGGCGAUGGUGGCAUGCCGUCAGUUGGGAUUCCAAUACGCAGAGGGACUGACAAGAGAGUUUGGACCAGGAGUAGGGAAUGUGAUCUUGCAUGGAUUACUCUGCAAUGGCAACGAAGAGCGACUCGUUGAUUGUUAUUAUCGCCAGCUGGGAAUUCGAGAAUCACCUUGCGACCAUAGUGAAGAUUUUGGCAUCAUCUGCUCCAAUAUUGAUCCGAUGACACCUCCUUAUCCCACACGAGAUGGCGCACUACGACUUGUUGGCGGUCCGGACCCUUCCCAAGGUCGCGUGGAGGUCUACAUCGCCGAAGAGGGAGCGUGGGCCAGAAUCUGCAGUGAAAACUGGGAUUUCAGCAGAGCAGAAUCUGUGUGUCAGCAACUCAAAUAUCGUCCCGCCACGUCAACUGGUACAGGCCGCUAUGGUGCAGGGACCGGUUCAAUUGUAACUUGCCCAAUCACCGGUAUUUCAUACACCUCAUUAGACACGGAGAAUUGCCAACUGACAGACACCUGCACUCAAGAUAUGGAUGUCUUCGUGGUCUGUAGUGGCAAAGAACAAGGUAUCAAGGGCGAGAUUAGACUUGUCAAUGGCUCUGAGCCCACCGAAGGACGCGUUGAAAUCUACGACCAGAACGCCUGGAAAACGUUGUGUGCCGAUGACUUUACAUAUGUCGCGCAGCAGAUUUCAUGUCGCCAGCUAAAUGUGCCUUUCCCUCCUAAGGAGGUCCCAGGGGGAAUGUUUGGCGAGAGUCAGGUCUACGAUGUUUUAGAUGAUGUCCUCAACUGUACACUCCGGACUACGCAGCUGAAAUUCUGUGAUCGGGCUCCCAGACAAACCCCUUGUGUGGGUGGUCAUGCUGCGGUUCAGUGUGGCAUUUGGAAGAAUGCCGACGAGUGGGAUUUGCGACUGAGCGGUGGCCUUGAGGAGAGAGAAGGACGCGUUGAGAUCUUCCACAAUGGCCAGUGGGGCCAGGUGUGUGACGAUCUGUGGGAUGAUCAGGAUGCUAAUGUGGUUUGCCAUCAUCUGGGCUAUCGGAACCUGUAUUCGCGCUACACCAAUGCUCGCUACCUGUCUCGAAAUGGCGCUCUGGUGUGGCUGAAGAGCUUGAGGUGCCAGGGGAACGAGGAACACAUCUCUGAGUGUGGUGCUGUGCUCGGGGAACCAGUCGAUUGCACCGGUUCCUUUGCAGAGGUCAUGUGUGAGGACCGCCCUUUCGCCAGUAAUUAUGAAGCACGCCUCGUUGAUGGACCACACCCCAACCAGGGUCGCUUGGAACUACUGUACGAAGGUGCUUGGUGGACUGUCUGUGAUGAUGACUGGGACAUGAAGGAUGCAGAAGUAGCUUGUAGGCAGCUGGGCUUUGCCUCAGCCGUGGCGGCUUUGGAUGGUGAUGAAACGGCUAGUCUGUAUGGGUCAGGAGAGGGAGGGAUCCUCUUGUACGAGUUGGGCUGUGACGGCACAGAGGAGAGCAUCAUCAAGUGUCCACUCUCAUACCCAUUUGCUGGUUUAUGUCGACACGAUGAAGAUGUCGGUGUUGUCUGCUUCAGCGAGGACUACCCAAGUGAUGACCCACGGCCAGAGCCUGAGGAUCCUGGGGACGGCCUAUCAAGCGCCCAGAUCCGCAACAUCAUCCUUUACGUCCUGAUAGGCUGCUCGUUGCUGUUGACCGUUUGCGGGUGUGUCUACAAACUGCACAAGAUAAAGUCCGAGCCCCAGGUUGUGGUUAUGGGCCCAAAUGAGGGAUUCACAGGGGCAGGAACCGGCCAGUACAGUGCUGUUAGUCAGGAUGCCCCACCGGCUUAUGAAGACGUUACCAAGGACCCAGGCAAGUUGGAUACAACAGGGGGUACCGAGUCCGCAGAGCCUUCUGCCCCACCACCUACAUAUGCCCAGACAAGCACCGUAUGAGGACCCUUUGCCUUAGAUUGAAACUUUUCUUGAAACGGCAAAUCCAGGUUUGUUCAUCUGAGGACAGAAAAUGACAAGGAAAGUGUCAAAUAACGAACGCAAUGCAAUGCAUUUAUUGCAUGCAAUCAUGCACAGUAAUCAUGCGGGCGGAGUGCAAAAAGUGGCAUCUGCCACAUGCAUAUUGAUGCCCCUGUUUAUCCGUUGGUGUUUUUUUUUUUAUGAAGAGCAUGCACUGCCUGUUGAAAUUCAUGUCUAUGCACAAAUAGAUAUUCUCAUCAGGGCAUUGUUUUUAUGUAGGACAGGACGCUGUAUUAUCGCGGUGCUUAUCAUGUUUCUCUGUUGGAACAGAGAUUGAUCACUUACCUUCCCGUAUUGUCUUAUCUUUUGUGCUGUUUAUUAAGUCUGUAACUUUUCACAUUGAUAUAAGAAGUUCCGGCAGAGGUUCAAUUUAUUCCCUCUAUGAUGCCUGCGAAAAUACACGUAGGUAUGCGAGCAGUACGAGAGCGAAGUUGGACUUCCUUUUACUUCGGUAGGCAGGCGAUGGUUUCUACGAUGGCCUGAACAAUUUUUAUUCAUAAUUACUGUUGGACCUGCACAUACCCUGAAAAAGGUCUGCAAAUUGCCUAAUAAAGUCCAACUUGAUUUAGGUGUGAACAAUGAUUUCUUAACAACCCGGCCCAGGAAAGUAAAAAUGAUUAUUGGGACAAGUCUACUGAUUGACGAUUGGGGCCUGGCACACGUCAUACAGUGUGCCCUUUUUAAAAAAAAAAUUUAUGUGUGCUACCCUAAUUUGCAUUCCAUACAAAUUUUUAAGAUUUUGCGGUGGAAAUUGUGAUCUUCGACAUUAACUUUUGCAGCAGUGAAAUGGGAACCAGACUAAGAAACCUCCAUGGACAGAGCAGCAUUAGAGAAAAAUGUUCAAAGAUAGACAAUGCCUUUUGGCAGACAUGGUUUUUAUGUGUGCUACCCUAAUUUGCAUUCCAUACACAUUUUUAAGAUUUUGCGGUGGAAAUUGUGAUCUUCGACAUUAACUUUUGCAGCAGUGAAAUGGGAACCAGACAAAGAAACCUCCACGGACAGAGUAUCAUUAGAGAAAAAUGUUCAAAGAUAGACAAUGCCUUUUGGCAGACAUGGUGAGGGGAAAUUUGUAAAAAAAAGUACAAAAUUAUCUUUAAAUCAUUCAAAUUUACCUAAAAGACGCGUAAUCUUUUGUUUAUACAACUGGACAGAAUAUCCUUAGUUACUGUAGAACUGCAUGAAAACUGUCGCUAGAGAUUGUACCGGCAACACAAAAGAGAAAUUUUCUGAUGCCGCGAUAGAACAGAGUCCGACCAGGUAGAGUGUAGAUGUAUCUGUAGAUAUAUGCGUAUACAUGCGUAAGGUACCAAAAUAUAUAAUUUAAUAUUUGUAAGGCAAAUGUUACGCACAGUUUUACUUACAGGUAAACAUCUUUUACCUGUAUCGACAGUGUGUCCAGUUCCACAAAAAAGGGUAUUUUGUCGCCAAAAAAAGGAGAAAUUUGAGUUACAUGGUUGGAAAGCCCACGUUCACGUAAGCUGUCAUACUGGUAGAUACUUCAGUCAUUGAAAUCACCAUUUCUGUGAAUGAACACUGAAACCUGAGGUAGUAAGGAUGUCAUUCAUGACAAAUGAAAAUCAUAUUUUGACGAAAUGUUCACCUCUCAACGUUGAGCAAGCCAUUACACAAUAAUGCACAGCGCAACUUACUACCCUUUUUUUGUGAAGCAGGUCACGACUUUGGUGUCUGUGUCUUAUCUAAUGUAAUGUAAUGUACUUUAUGGAAAUUUCGUGUUUUUUAGGUAGGAAUGUACGAUUCUGUUGUUAAUUUCCUCUCCCUUUUAUAGAUUUUUAAAAAUUUGUGAAGUGCUUUGAGACAUUUUGUGUAAAGUGCUAUAUAAGUGUCAUUAUUAUUAUUAUUAUUAUUAUUAAUGGUGGUUAAGCGGAUUAUGUGCAUUGCAGAAGUAGGCGGGGAGGGUGCAUGCUGAAAUCUUACCCUACGGCCUUAUGCUUCUUAAAUACAUUGUUGACCCGAAUCAUAAUGUUUCACGCCUUGCUUACAUGAAAGGUUUUUUUGGGGGGAGUUUGGGUGGCUCUUUUAAUCGGCCCCAACCGGUUCCCAUAGCAAAGUGGGCAUGUAAACAAAGUGGGACAUCACUAUGAUAUCAGGCCUAUUUGACCUAUCGCCGUUUGCAAGUAAGCCACGCCCCUUAGACAACCCUAUGGAGUUUUUGUACACUAAGUUUUGUUUGUCUCAGAUUUUGCGCAUUCCUCGUCCAUUUGUAAAUCAUGUAUUGGACAAAAUUUCACAAGCUGCGCUGACGCGAUUCUAAUGCGAUUCUAACGCGAUACUACUGCAAUAGGUCAAUUAAAUUGGCAGCUGACAGCACCCAUUUAAAAAAAAAAA